GGCCCCCGAAACCUCCGAAGGCCGCUCGGCUUUUUCCGCCGCCCCUCCCCGAAACCUAACGGCUCCAUUUUGUUUCCAUUCACUUCUCCGCAGACGGAACAGACGCACGUAGCCCAAGGACUUCGCCAAGCAACACAGCACAACCUGAAGACAUAAAAUGAGUGGAUGUCGUAUUUUCAUCGGUCGCCUGAGCCCCUCGGCCCGAGAGAAGGACGUGGAGAGGUUCUUCAAAGGAUACGGCCGCAUCCGGGACAUAGAUCUCAAGAGAGGCUUCGGCUUCGUGGAGUUUGAUGACCCCAGGGACGCUGAAGAUGCAGUGUAUGAGCUUGAUGGCAAAGAACUCUGCAACGAAAGGGUGACCAUUGAGCAUGCCCGUGUGCGUCUGCGUGGAGGUCGGGGCAGAGGCAGCAGUACCGGAGGUCGGUUCUCAUCAGACCGUUACGGCCGAGGGUCCCAGAGCAGCCGGAGAAAUCCUCCCCCUAUGCGCACAGAAAACCGACUGAUCGUGGAGAACUUGUCGUCCCGCGUGAGCUGGCAGGACUUGAAAGAUUACAUGAGACAAGCCGGGGAGGUGACUUUUGCAGACGCACACCGGCCAAAGCUUAACGAAGGGGUGGUUGAGUUUGCCUCUUACAGCGAUCUGAAAAAUGCCCUGGAAAAGCUGUCCGGGAAGGAAAUCAAUGGCAGGAAAAUCAAGCUCAUCGAAGCUAACAAAGCAAAGAGGUCCAGGAGCCGCUCCCGGUCGGAGAGCUCGUCGCGCUCCCGUUCUCGCUCCCGGGGCCGGUCGGCGUCCCGCUCCCCCCGCCGCUCCCUCCCCCGCAGCCCCGCCCCCAAAGCCCGCUCCCCACGCUCCCGCAGCGCCUCCCCCGCCCCCCGAGACUCCUCCCGCACGCCCCCUCCCUCCAAGUCCAAAUCCUCCUCGUCUUCGUCCUCCACCAAACGGCAGGCCAAGACCUCCAAGUCCAGCCCGCCCCCGUCCCCUCCCCCGGCCCAGAAAGCCUCCCGGUCUCGCUCCCGGUCCAGAUCCAGGUCAAGGUCCCGCUCCAGAUCCCGCUCCCUGUCCACCGAUAGUCAGCGCUAAAGCACAUUUUUCACUUCACGUUUUGAUGUGUAGAGUCGACGAAAUCCGUGAAGCCGAGCGGACGUUUGAGCUUCUGGUGGGUUUUUCCUGUCUGGAUUUUGCAUGUUUUAGUACACAGACUCUUGAUGGACGGGAGAGGAAAUAUCGCGUCA
Messenger RNA from Boleophthalmus pectinirostris (great blue-spotted mudskipper), 1233 nucleotides. It is a transcript of the gene srsf5b, whose product is annotated as serine and arginine rich splicing factor 5b. NCBI's taxonomy places the organism in Eukaryota, Metazoa, Chordata, Actinopteri, Gobiiformes, Gobiidae. Gene Ontology annotation, cellular component: cytoplasm; nucleus; ribonucleoprotein complex. Gene Ontology annotation, molecular function: mRNA binding. The record is from RefSeq and is a predicted model, not a curated record.